Messenger RNA from Triticum aestivum (bread wheat), 2930 nucleotides. RefSeq lists its product as uncharacterized. Gene Ontology annotation, molecular function: metalloendopeptidase activity; acireductone synthase activity; magnesium ion binding. Gene Ontology annotation, biological process: proteolysis. Lineage: Eukaryota; Viridiplantae; Streptophyta; Magnoliopsida; Poales; Poaceae. Bases 975 to 2708 code for a protein of 577 amino acids. The transcript has 12 exons. The record is from RefSeq and is a predicted model, not a curated record.
CACUACAGAUUUAUAAUUUUGUUGUUCAAAAACAUUGUGAGUUGUAUUUCGUUUUGAGGGAUCCCAUACUUUAUUAUUUUGGAACAAUAUUCAAAGGAAACCAAAUCCCGGCCCAACAAAACCAGGGGUCCAUUUUUAUGUAUGUAUUUCUCUCUUUUUUGUACGCCACGUACGGAAAUAUGUUACGGAAGUUUGCGUGUAUUUGGUAAUAUAUAUGCAUUUCAUGCAGAAAAAGAAAAUCAAUGUUUUUGUGACGUAGAAAUGCGGUAUUUGAACAGCAGCCUCCCUGCCCCCUACCAGGCGCUCCAUUAGGACUUGUUCGGUUAAUCCUCUCCCCAAGAGGAUUGGAGAGGAUUUGCAAGGAUUGGUUCGUAUUUUGACUUGUAAGAGGUUUAAAUCCCCCUCAAACCCCUUCAAUCCACUUAGAUCCACACACAACCGAACAAGGCCUUAGGCAUUUUCGGCGUAACUUCCUCAUACGUACUCUGUUUUGGUAGAAUGAGCUCUUUGUUGGGUGUGGCAGGUAAAGUAGAAGUGGGUGAGGCUGUAACAACUAUCAAGAUCAAUGGUGUUGCUUGCCCAUGGAGGCAUGGUCUGUGUCUCUGUGAGCUCCUUUGGUUAGACAGACAUAGGGAGGAGUAGCUUGUCUUGUCGCCCCCCAACCCAAUCCCUUUAUAUCUGUGGUAGCUAGUCCAUGAUGCCACAAGCAAGCGUGGCCAUAAAUUCAGAGGUUUUUUUUUCUCUUUUGGAAGAGAAAAAUUUAGAGGUUGAGAGAACAUUUGGGCCAGAAAUUUCAUGACAGGAAAGCGGUGUGAGACGGGACACGUCUGUGGAGCAGCCGACAGCGACGUGGAGGAGGAAGAAGAUGAACAAGACAGCCGUACAAAUGACCGCCUCUUUUCUGUUCUUACCACCUCCAGCUCCAGCUCCAUCGUUUUACCGCUUGUUACUGCUACCUCCGUUCCGUGGUGGUCAUGGCGGCUUGCCUCUCCCCCACGCUCCCUCGCCAGGCCAUCCACCGUCGCCGGUGCUGGACCCCCAAGCCUUCCUCCCCCCCCUCCACGGCCACCUACAACCAGCGCCACCGCUGCCGGAACAUCGGAACUAGCUCCGGCGCCAUCUCUGCCCGCGCCUCCCCUGCGGCCCCUGUCACCCAGGGCCUUGACGCCGAUGAUUUCCGCCACCCGCUCGACAAGCAGAACACUUUGCUGCUCAAAGCAAUUCCAGGGCUCAAUGAUAUAGGCAAGGCUUUGCUAGGGCCGGUUUCUGAGCAAGUUAUGGUUCUUCAAAACAUCGGAUCGUCCGUUCUCGUCUCUGAAAACCAGUUGCCUGAACUUCACCAGCUUAUGACCGAAGCUGCGAAAAUCCUGAACACGGAAGCACCCGACUUCUACAUACGGCAAAACCCUGUCCCUAAUGCUUACACCUUGGCGAUAAAUGGGAAAAGGCCGUUCGUCGUCGUCCACACGAGCCUCGUGGAGCUGCUCACUAGAAAGGAAUUGCAGGCUGUUUUGGCACAUGAGCUGGGUCACCUCAAGUGCGAUCAUGGAGUCUGGCUUACCUUUGCCAACAUACUAACAAUGGGGGCAUACACUGUCCCUGGUUUGGGUAUGGUUGCCGGGUUCCUUGAAGAACAGCUGUUCAGGUGGCUGCGAGCCGCGGAGCUGACCUGCGACAGGGCGGCUCUUCUCGUAGUACAGGACCCCAAGGUUGUCAUCUCAGUCCUGAUGAAGCUCGCGGGAGGAUGCCCGUCCCUGUCGGACCAGCUCAACGUGGACGCCUUCCUGGAGCAAGCCCGCUCCUACGACAAGGCCUCGUCGAACCCGGUCGGGUGGUACAUCCGGAACGCUCAGACGAGGGAGCUGUCGCACCCUCUGCCCGUGAUGCGAGCCCGCGAGAUGGACGAGUGGUCGCGGAGCCAGGAGUACAGGACCCUGUUGCAAAAAAUGUUUCGUCUAUCCACUCUUCGUUGUGUGGUGAUGGACAUCGAGGGCACCACCACCCCCAUCUCCUUCGUCGCCGACGUGCUCUUCCCCUACGCGCGCGCCAACGCCCGUGCCCACCUCGCCGCCACAUACCACACCCAGCAGACCCGGGAAGAUGUCGCCCUACUCCGCGCACAAAUCGACGAGGAUCUGGCAGAGGGGGUCACCGGCGCCGUCGCACUCCCACCGCCCGACGACAUCGACCAGGACAAGACCAUCGAUGGCCUGGUGGCCAACGUGCAGGCCAUGAUCGACGCGGACCGGAAGCUCACGGCGCUCAAGCAGCUGCAGGGCCGCGUGUGGCGGCGGGGCUUCGAGAGCGGCGAGAUCAAGGGGGAAGUCUACGACGACGUCGUCCAAGCUCUCGCGGAGUGGGACGCGAAUGGCAUCAAGAGCUACAUCUACUCCAGUGGCAGCAGGGAGGCGCAGCGGCUCAUCUUCGGCAACACCGCCGCCCACGGUGACCUCCGGCGAUACCUCUCCGCCUUCUUCGACACCAACGUCGGUGGCAAGAAAGAGUCUCGCAGUUACUACGAGAUCUGGCAGACUCUCGGCGUCGACAGCCCGUCCCAGAUACUCUUCCUGACCGAUGUCUACCAAGAAGCCACCGCCGCAAGGGAUGCAGGUCUUGAGGUGCUAAUAUCGAUCAGGCCUGGAAACGCGCCGCUUCCUGAGGAUCACGGCUUCCAGACCAUCACGUCGUUUGCUCAAAUCGCCACCUGAAUGCCACAGAGAGCUCACCCCUGCCAUAUGUGCACAAGAGUAUCAUUUAUAAAGGGAAACCAUCUGAUCUCAAAGCUCUCUUUUUUUUACCGUGUACACUAGAGCAGUUGCAACUCAUUAAGUUGCAACCACAAGAGUCGGUACAAUUGUCUCAAGCCCUUGUGUAAAACCAUGACUCGCUAUCAGCAGGUUUCCUAAAAGCAAACACAUGUGGGUAUUUUA